This is a messenger RNA of Tripterygium wilfordii, 1565 nucleotides long. Its product is annotated as probable glycosyltransferase At5g03795. The transcript is spliced from 5 exons. Gene Ontology annotation, molecular function: glycosyltransferase activity. The record is from RefSeq and is a predicted model, not a curated record. NCBI's taxonomy places the organism in Eukaryota, Viridiplantae, Streptophyta, Magnoliopsida, Celastrales, Celastraceae. Bases 73 to 1365 code for a protein of 430 amino acids.
UUCCCGCGCUCUCGAGAAAAUGAAAAUCUGUCGCUCUUUCUCUCUCUAACUUUCUCAAGAAAAUCUGGCAUUAUGCGGAUCAGGGAAAUUCCUCGAAGAAGAUUGCGUAUCCGUCGUCCCACUAAUUGGAUCCAUACAAGCUUAUUCUUUUUGGCUGUAAUCUACUUCCUUGGUCUCUGCUUAUUCGCCAUAUCCUAUAUUUGGCUACCUCAAUUUCGUACCAUUUUGUGGCGCUAUCCCAAUCAAAUUCGAUAUCCCGAUAUUAUUUUCCCCAAAAUCUUCAGGUCUGCGGCGGGACUCGAUCCACAUCAAGUCCCAGAUUCCGAUAUUAUUGCCCCCGAAAUCUUCAGGUAUGCGGAGGGAUUUGAGCGGAACUAUGAGGAGAUGGAGAGGAAAUUGAAGGUGUAUGUGUACAGUGAAGAUGAUGAAUACCCUGAUUUCUAUUUCUAUCCGCCGCGUCUUCUAUUUGGAAGAUAUUCCAGUGAAAGUUUCUUCUUUAAGAAUAUCAAGGAGACUCGGCUUAGGACUCUUAAUUUUGAUGAGGCUAAUCUCUUUUUUAUUCCCAUUUCUUGUCUCAAAAUGGUAGAGAGGGCAUUUUCUGUUACAAGAAUGGCUACUAUCAUCGAGAAUUACAUUCAGAGAUUAAUCUUUAACUACCCCUUCUGGAACAGAACUUCUGGUGCUGAUCACUUUUUUGUGGCAUGUCAUGAGAAAUGUGUAAGAGCUAGUAAAGAAGUAUCUCUUCUCAUGGACAACCCGAUUCGAGUUUUGUGUUCACCAUAUGAGGAUGCUGGAUAUAUUCCUGCUAAAGAUGUCUCACUCCCCCAAGUUAUGGAGCCAUUUCAUUGUGAAGAUGGUAGGAAUCAUGACUCAGAGAACAGGACAAUAUUUGGUAUAUGGGGAGGACCUAUAAAUUCUUAUAUGCGACAAAAAAUGAAAGAACUUUUAGUUUUGGGGAUGGACCCAGAAAUUGACCUGGAGCCAAUUCCCGAUCGAGAGGAUUUCGCUAGGUCUAAGUAUUGCAUCUGUCACGGUAUAACCCUAAUUGGUACCUGCAUAGCAGACUCAAUCUACUGUGGAUGUGUUCCUGUUAUUUUCUCUAGCUACUCAGAGUUGCCAUUCAAUGAUGUUCUUGACUGGGACAAAUUUUCCGUAGUGAUUCUCAACGAGCAUGAAGUUUACGCCAUGAAGGAAAGACUAGUAUUGCUCACGGACACACAGUAUAUCUCACUGCAGGAAGGAACAGAUAAGGUUCAGAAGCACUUCCAGUGGAAUUCACCUCCAAAGAGAUAUGAUGCAUUUCACAUGGUGAUGUAUGAUAUCUGGCUGCGUGUAAUGUCGAAACUAGGAGUUGCCAGAAUGUGAUCCCUCUGCUGCUUAUUUCUUCACACCUGAGCAGCAUCCAUCUCUGUACAGAUUGAAAAGCAGAUGACAGAUUGUGCAGCAUACAAGUAGAAUUGUCAUACUUUUACUAGGAAUAAUACACUCUACUCAAUGCAAGUUGUACCAAUUCUUUUUGAGUUUCAACAUGAUUUUUUGAGAGUUUUAAAGAAGCUUAAGGGAAC